CAAGUAUUGUCCAUAUGAAGGAUUCAGUAGCUACACUUGAGUUGAAGCUCAUUUGCUACAGAAGAAGGGAAAGGGAGUGGGUAUAUGUCCGAAGGUGUCUAUUGAUUUGCUUAGCCAAAUGAGAAGAGAUGUUCUAAGGUGCAAAGAAUUAGUAGAAAGGUCAAGACAGAUAACUGUGUCUUUGCCUACUACGGGUUCUUCAUAUGGUGGCAGCACGAACAAGAGAGGACCUGCAAGUGCAUUGGAGAAAUCUUGGGCAAUGAAGGACCGUAAGCACUUGGAUGCUCUAAUUGCUAGAUCAUUCUAUUCUGGAGGGAUAUCUUUCAAUUUUGCAAGAAAUCCAUAUUUUCAACAAGCAAUUUCCUUUGCUUGUAACCGCAACUUGGCGGGUUAUAAAAUGCCUGGGUACAACAAGCUUAGAACUUCGCUUCUGAAGCAAGAAAGAGGUCACAUUGAGAUGCUAUUGCAGAGUUCAAAGAGCACAUGGCAGGAGAAGGGAGUGACAAUUUGCGCUGAUGGAUGGUCAGAUCCGCAGAGGCGACCACUCAUCAACUUUGUUGUUGUUUCUGAGAAGGCACCUAUGUUCUUGAGGGCUGAUAAUUGUGAAGGGCAAGUGAAGACAAAAGAAUACAUUGCUGAGAAGCUGAAGUCUGUUAUUGAAGAAGUGGGUCGUCAGAAUGUGGUACAAAUCAUCACAGACAAUGCUGCAAAUUGCAAAGGUGCGGGUCUUCUUAUUGAAGCUGAAUAUGAGAAUAUAUUCUGGACACCAUGUGUUGUGCAUACUCUCAAUCUUGCUUUGAAAAGUAUUUGUGAGCCAAAACUCCCAAAGAAUGAAGAUGAGGAAUUUGUUUGGAAACAACUUGAAUUUAUACAUGUUAUUAAAAGUGAAGCCCAAAUCAUCAAGAAUUUUAUAAUGAACCAUGGCAUGCGGCUUUUUAUGUUCAAUGAGUUUAGUCAUUUGAAGCUACUAGCUAUUGCUGAAACACGAUUUGCAUCAAUUGUGUGUAUGUUGAAACGGAUGGUGGAGGUACAAAUGCCUCUUAAGCAAAUGGUAAUUAGUGAAGCAUGGGACAUUUACAAAGAUGAUGCUCAAACAGCAGCUCUAGUCCAUGACAAGACACUAACACACCAUGUCUUAACUUGA
Messenger RNA from Phragmites australis (common reed), 1144 nucleotides. RefSeq lists its product as uncharacterized. The record is from RefSeq and is a predicted model, not a curated record. Bases 119 to 1144 code for a protein of 341 amino acids. Lineage: Eukaryota; Viridiplantae; Streptophyta; Magnoliopsida; Poales; Poaceae. The transcript is spliced from 3 exons.